UUUCGGUACACGGACAGACAGUGCUUUUAUUGGUGAACGCAUGCUGCGAUAGUGGGGAAAAUUUAAUUCGUCACAGGGAAAAUUGCCAUCGAUAGUGAAUCUAAUUAGGAAAAUUGUGACACGAAAUGUCUAAAUUAUUUUUGGACUAGCUAGCAGUGCCACUAGGUUCAUUGUUUCGAGUGGAAAAGCAAAACGUGUUCUGGGCUGCACGAGUUUCUUGAAAGAUCGACCAGAAGUUAAUCACCCAACCAGUACAGGUUACACGGAAAAUUGUUGCUGUGUAUAUGAGAAACUGUCUCAGUGUGCGUGCAAGACGGCUGACGACGACGUUUUGUGAAGUCAGGACCGAAGCAAACGGGAAAAAGAGGAUUAAAAAUUUGCCUUCUGGAAGUGUGAAUCGUCUGCUGAGUGGAAAAAUCGCCGUAUUUCAUGUAAUUGGACCAUGUCGACGCUGCACUUCGUGGUACAUCCGCUUCCGGGUACGGAGGACCAGCUGAACGACAGAAUCCGUGAGGUGGCAGAUAAAAUCAACAAAUAUGGAGUUCAAACGCUUCCUGCCCUACAGUCGCUCAAAGUUCCAGUCAAACAGAUUGUGGUCGGCCCAGCUCACCUCGGGGUGCUGUUGGAAGAUGGUCGGGCCUUCCGAGUUGCGUUCUCGAUUAUACCGGAACGGCUGGACCUGAGCAAGCAGGACCCGAACAAGGCCAGUGGCAGUACCGGAACCACGGCCAGUCAAUCAAAUAACAAUUCGAAAAAUUCACCAGCCUCCAGGCAAUGCCGCUCGCGGGCCCGUAUUAUGCGUACUAGCAGCUCCGUGCGUGGAGGCAGCAGCUCCCAAGGAUCCGGCUCGCGUAGCACCGGUGUUAUUAUGGGAGGCAGUGGGUCCGGAAGCCGGUCGCUAGUAUCAGUACCGGCUCCGUUCGUUCCGGAGGAAUUGGUUACCCAGGCACAGGUUGUGCUGCAAGGGAAGAGUCGUAAUUUGAUUAUCAGAGAAUUACAACGAACCAAUCUGGACGUGAAUCUAGCGGUUAAUAAUUUACUUUCGCGUGACGAUGAAGGUGGAGAAGAUACCGAAGAAGGAAGUGACAAUUACGUGGCAGAAGAUUUGAUUUCGCUUCUGGAUGGAGGGUUCCAUGCCGACAACAGUGUCAUUAUCGAUGCCGAAGCAAUGUUCUCGGAGGACAUGUUUGGCUUCAGUAACAUUCGGAAUUUGAUGUUAUACAGUCGUGCUCGCAGCGAACGGAAUCAGAACAGUUCUUCGUCGGCCGCUGCUGCCGGUAAUAGUGCAGGCGGUACAGGAAGUGCUGCUGCCGGUGCGAUCGGCUCAGGAGUCCCGAGUGGUUCUGCUGGGGGUGCAAAUGACGUUGGAUCGGGAUCCAGCCGUCAGAGCAGUGCAAAUGUUGCUACAGGAGUGAGUGUUUCAGCCGGGAGUGCCGGUGGUGUUCCAGUUGGCAGUGUAGGAGGAUCGGCGGUCAACGCUGGUAAUUCUGCUAGUGCCAGUGGAGCUGCUGCCGGUUUAAGUAGCGCUGAUCGUGAAGGCUUUGGGCGUUGGCGCGAUCGGCAAUAUUUUGGACCUCGACGCUGGUUCCAAAGUGGCCGUGAAGAAGGAUGGGAUAAAGAAAGCGCCAAACUUUACUUCACUCUAGAUCCGAAGAAAAAAGACUACAGCUCCGGAUAUCCUUUGUGGGUUUCUGACGAGUUAGAGGCAUGGCCGGAGAAAGAUCAGCCUAUUCGUUUCACACAGAUUGCGUCGUUGUAUUCGGAGUUUAUAGGAGUCACCAGUAAAGGAGAAUUGCAUCAGUGGCGUUGGGCGGAUGUAGAACCUUACCGAAGUUGUGAAUCAGCUAAUAUUUUCCACCCUAAGACAGUUCCCCUAAAUUUGAUGUAUGAAAAAGUUACUCACAUAUCGGCAACAUCAAUACGUUGUUCGGUUUCCACGGAAAGUGGAAGAAUUGCUACUUGGAUGGACGAACUUUUGGGUUAUGCUGGAGGCAAACUAGAACAUGCAGCUACAAACUACCCUGAGUUUGCUUUGGAUAAAAUAGUUUCAUUGCAUACUUGUACGCUGUAUACAGUAGCACGAACUGAAAGCGGGGAAUUGUUCUGGUGGGGAGUUCUACCAUUCGGGCAACGAAAACGUCUAUGGGAUAAAUAUAAAGCGAAAGCUAAAAAACCGGUUCGACCUAGCGUUAAUACGCCGGAAGUGACUGUCGGUGCACAAGUGUGCAUGAAAAAUAGUCCAAUGUAUCAACAUGGAGCUAUUGGAUUCACCAUUUCGAAUGGAAUCCCUAAAGUUGGUCAACUGUUGAAUGCUGCAUGGGAUCUUACCAAUGUAUGUCGCUUCAAACUCCUCUCGAUGUCAACGCUUUCACAACAACUCGGUCUUGUAUCAGCAUCUGCCAAUAACAAUCCGGGAACAACAACACCGCAACCACUGGAAUUGAAAGAAAAAUCUACGAGUGGAAGCGGUGCUAGUAGUUCUAAGCAAAGUUCUUCUGGUAGUAACAAGGAAACUGCUGAUCGUUUGGAUAUGCCACCACCUCCUUCGCCGGCUUCCAGUACAUGCAGCGAUACGGGCAGCGUCAGUAAUUCUCACAAACGGCAGAAACGUGUGGCUCCGAAGGAGGAUAUGGACUCUAAGAAAGACGAAGAACAGUGGCUGCUAAAAGAUGUCAUUUUUGUCGAAGAUGUGCGGUCGGUUCCAAUCGGAAGAGUUUUGAAGGUUGAUGGUGACUACGCAGCGGUUAAAUUUCCUUCAUUGCUUUCAACGGGCAGCUCAAGCAAUUCAUCUACCGGUUCCGGAAGUAGCAGCAAGGACAAGUUCGACGAUAGCAUCGAAGCCUGGCAAGAUUGCCGUUUGUUACGUAAAGACGAUCUUCAGGUGAUCAAAUCGGCUACCACUUCUCGUGUUCCGGAUUGCUUCCAAAAGAUUCCUAGAAGAAUCGUGUUGAAUCCACAUUUGCCGAAUGGAGAAUCUGGUUCUCAACUGCUAACUAUUGCUGUUGAUUCGAAGGGUAUUCACGCCAUCAUGAAAACGGGAACCAAGCUGCAUUAUUGCUUGUUUAAUUUGAACACCGGCCGUCAGGAACAGGAUAGUGUUUUCCCGACCGAUAUUGCUUCAUUUUUAGGCGCAUCUGCUUCGAAUGUAUCACUCACCUGUGCUGGAGAUUGUGCUGAUAGUGUGCUGCUUCUACGAGAUGGCAACAACACUAUCUAUCCCAUGGGUAAGGACUGCGUUGACGCUAUCAGAGACCCUAGUUGGCUGGAUUUGCCUCCUAUCAAGUGCAUCGCUGCUGCUUCUCUGACGCUUCCCUCGGUUGGAGUUAACUUGAAAUCCCAGGUGGCACUGGUAGUUCUAGCUCCAGAGCAACAAAUGCUGAUGUCAAGGAUUCUACGGUGUGACAUCGAAGGCGUACGUCAUAUGUUGAGCCAAUUUGAAGGUGAAACGAAAAAUCAAUUGUUAUCGGUAAUAGCGGAGCACACAGAUGGCAAUAGAAAUAUCAUCCACGCGUGCAUUAGCAUGUGUUCUCCUACAUCUAAUAAAGAUUCGGAUCACGAUCCUCUAACACAAGGUGGUAGUUCAGGUUCGGGAUCAAACGCCAACAGCGGUUCAGGUACUUCGGCAAAUAAUUCCGCUGGACUAGAGUGUAUAAACGUGAUUACUAAUACCAUGAUGGGAAAUCGCCCCGUUAGUAUUCGAGAAAUCAUGCGCAGAAGUGUGAACCGUGAGAUUGAUGGGUCUAACUCGAACAGUGCUCCACUACCUCCUGGUAGUGAUGAAGGUCCGGGCGGAUCAUUGCCCGUAGUCUACUGGCCACCAGAGUAUGAUCCAACUAGUGGAGAUGAAGACAGUUUGAGUGGAUUGAAUGUUCCAUCAACACAUAAAUCGCUAAAUGAAACUUACAUUUCUGACCCGAAUGAACGUCGAGCAAAUGCUUUACAAAUAAUUCAAUUGCUUUGCGAAAGUCCGGUGUUGCAACCUUAUCUGCGUCAGCUGUUAAGUGCUAAAGAUGCCCAAGGACAAACUCCUUUCAUGCUUUCAGUAACUUGUCGUGCUUAUCAGGCUGGCAUUAUUGUGUUCAAUGCUGUUCAAAAAAUUUCCAAUGGAGAUUCAAGCAUUCGCGAUAGCAUGAUUUUCCCUCCUGGAAGUGCACCCGACCAGUCACCACUAGGCAUACUUUGCUGCAAUGACACCUGUUCGUUCACUUGGACCGGUGCAGAUCAUAUUAAUCAAGAUAUUUUCGAAUGUCGCACAUGUGGUCUCACCGGAUCUCUGUGUUGUUGCACCGAGUGCGCCAAGGUUUGUCAUAAAGGACACGACUGUAAACUUAAACGAACCUCGCCGACGGCAUAUUGUGAUUGCUGGGAAAAGUGCAAGUGCAAAGCAUUGAUUGCUGGAAAUCAAACUAAACGCUACGAAUUGCUUUGCAAGAUGGCAACCGAUACAGAUUUGGUUACAAGAUUUAAUUCCCGUGGGGAAUCGAUAUUACUGUUCUUGAUUCAAACCGUUGGACGUCAAAUGGUAGAACAAAGACAGUAUCGUGCGACUUCGCGUGUUCGAAACUCAUCCGGCAAUGCCAGAAAGACUCCGUCGCUGGAAGCCGACAGUGAAAUGCCAGAACAUGAUUUGGAGCCGCCUCGUUUUGCUAGAAAGGCCCUUGAUCGCCUCUUGAAUGAUUGGCCCGCAGUCCGAUCGAUGAUCAUGACCGGUUCCGAGCAAGAGAAACCUAUUGUCCCGAAUCCAUCACAACCGUUUUAUGACGAUGAUAAUCAACAGAUCUAUUUGCAGUCGCAAAGUGGUACAACUUUGUUGGAUAAAUUCACCCAUAGUUUAAUAGUGCGCUGCAACAAUGACCCGCUCGAGAAGCUCUUGGUAACGUUGGUUAAUGAGUUACAAAACGAAACUAUUUCCGGAAGGAUGGAGGAGGCUCAGAAGGUCGCUAGAAGAUUUGUUCGCUCAGUGGCUCGGGUGUUUGUUAUCUUCAGCAUCGAGCGUGUUCACAAUCCGGAAAAGACACGCAAUUCAACUACCCAAGCCAAACAUCUUCAAGCGUAUCGACGCGUUUUUACGACAUUGUUUAAAUUUGCCAUUGAAGAAUUGAUCGAAAUUUCUGAUGCCCUGAUUACGCCUGUUCGUUUGGGCGUAGUCAAACCAACCGCGCCAUUCCAGUUGGGAUCUAAUAGCGUUGAUAGCACGGAUGAUUUGUUUUCGGUGGAACCAUUGGCACCGCCGACGAAUCGUACCACCACUAUAGCGGACAUUGUCACCGGAAGCAGUCGGGGAGAAGGUAUCGAAACGGAAAGAAGUUCAAAUUCAGGUUUUAUGUCACGCAUAAACCUCCGUUUACGAGAUAUCGAAGAUAACAACGAUACGGAUGCAAUGGUUCAAGACGACGGUGAAACAUCGGAACAAGAGGAGAUGUCGGAACGUGAGCAGCCGCCACCUCGUAGAAGUUCUGGUGCUCGUACAAAUUCGAAUCCAGUUGCAAUUAAUGCUAGUGAAGAGGAAUCUCAGGAUCCCUUGAGGAACGAGGAAGCUGCUCAAGGUGAAAGUGACACCGAGUUCAAUUUCCACGAAGCAGAGACCGAAUCGGAUUCAGAUGACAACCAAAGCACACAAGAUGCCCAACGAAGCGUUCAAACUGGAGCGACUGCAGGGUCCGAUACAGGUCUUGGAAUGUUGUUCAACGACGAAGAUGAUUCUGGCGACUCGAGCCAACCAGAUGAUGAAGGUUCUGAGGAUGGCGAAAGUGAUGAUCAUUCACAUGAGGACUUCAGUCUCGGUGAUGAACAAUUAGAACGUCGACAACCGUCCGGAGGUAAUCAGCGAACAAAUUUGGCUCCUCAGUCCAUGCAAUGGGCUAUCCGUAGCCGUGAAACAACUGGUCCGGAAAGGGUUCGCCUCACAACGGGUGGCUCAAACCUAGUUUUCAUCGACCCUAACGCUCUACGCAGAACAACUGCUGCAAGUGCCGCUGUAACAGCUGCUCAACAACAGGAAUCACCUACAAUGACUACAACCGCAGGUGCUUUGGCACGCGCUUUUGGCAUUGUAUUGCGCCAAAUAUCGGAUUUGAUCGGCAUGUUGCCGACCAGCUUCACGGGUGCUUCAUCAGCCUUGGACGUUACUCAUCAGGAAGCGGUUCAAUUACAAAUGUAUGUUGAAAAACGCCUAAAACCGACAUGGGAUUGGAUUUUAACUGUUAUGGAAGCUACUGAGGCUCAAUUGCGUUUUGGUGCUUCUCUGACAGAUUCUACCGACCCGACGCAUCCGUUACAUCCACUUAAUACGCUCAGUGCAUCAACCACCAAUAAUACACCAGCCACUACGGGAGGUGUCAUGGGAGUUCUCGCAGGCAAUCGAAACCGAACUACGGCCAUCAGCACUCUCGGCGCAACCACCGCGCGCAGUCUCGGAUUUAGCGAAAGUAGCAAUAACGAGCGAAAUUCGCGCGAUGGUGCCUCUUCUACUGAUUCAACAUCCAGCCGCAGGGAUUUCUUGACGUACUGUUUAUCUCUAAUGAGAGCACACAACUCUGAGCAUCGUGAUUUUCUGCCAGUGUUGGAUGUUACAGCACUGCGUCACGUAGCUUACGUUCUGGAUGCUAUUCUUUUCUAUAUGCGUGCUACUAACGAUUGUGACAUUGAUCGAACCACAACCGGAUCCAACGUAUGGGACGAUCAGGAUGAAAAUGAAAAUGAAGAAACCGAAGAAGAUAUUUCGACAGCUAUCGUAAUGGAUACUGAUUCGGUUGACGAAGAUCUUAUGCGACCGUCGCUGGGAAGGCGACAUUCAUUUUUCCAACGGUCAGAUUCCACACUUUGUUUGGGAUGUCCGGCUCCAGAUCCAUUUAAUACAGCCUUGGUCGAUGCUUUGCCGCUGGCAGAUCAACCACAUUUACUACAGCCUAAUGCCCGUCGUGAAGAUCUUUUUGGAAUGCCUAAGCGUCCAAUUACGUUAUCACCUAACACGCAACAACCGGGUGAGAGUAAUGUUAAUCUUGAAGUGCCUCCAGUUCGAUUGAGCUUGUCUUCAAGUAUCAGAAGGGAUGAGGAUACACCCAUACCAUCCAAUGUGGAAACGGUCGCUAUGGAAAUCUACGAUGAAUCUUCUCAAGAAAAUAAACCAAAUACAUCCGGUGGGACUGUUGAAAUUUCCAUCCCGGUUAGUAUCUAUCAAGAUUCCAAACAACACAAAACUACGAUAGUGGUCAAUGAAAAGGGGGAACCUAUAACCCCAAUAAAAGAAAUAACGGUCACUUCAGAAGUCGACCCAAAACCAGGACCUUCUGGUGAACAAUCUCAAUCGCCGAAACCUCCACCACCUCCACCGCCUGUAGCCGGACCCAGCGCUACGGGCGAUGUCUAUUACAAGAAAAAUCGCCUGUUUUACAAUAAAUACAACGAAGAAUCAGACGUUGACGUAGACGAAAUUAGCAUUAGUUCGGAGGAACCUCAGGAUCUAUCUCAAUGUUCGUUGAAACUCGAUGUGGAUACGGACCAAGACCACGAUGAAUUAUCGGAAUCAGAUUCAGAAGACUCCAGACAAAUCAUCAAGCGUCAAAAAAUGGACGAAUCUGUUGAUCAUGCCGAGGAAUCAGUUGCCAUGGGCCAACAGGAGUCUUCGACCUCAACCAUUCGGCCACCAAUAAUCGUUACCCGUCGUAAGGUUUCCAUCGAAGCUGCUCAACAGCAAGGAGUUGCUGUUGAAACAGCUGGUCCUUCGUCUGCUAACUCGAUGAUCGAUCAACAAGGAACAAUCACUUCAUUUGUAACCUAUACAACAACUGGAAAUCAAGUAACAGUGGCUACUACAGGAUCCGGUACAGUGAUGACGGCAAGUGGGUCACCUGGCAAGAGUGUGAUAGUUAGAGCUGGUCCAUCGUCGACCUUCUCACCAUCAGCCAGUACCAGCACGGAAGUAAUUCAGCAUGCUGAAGCCAUGGACCUUCAAGAGAUCUCCGCUCACGUGACAGUCGAAACGACUCCUAACGUGCAACAAACGGUACAACCGGAAUUGCCUCCACGUGGUAUUUAUUUGCGCUCAGGUAAUCAAACAUCGCUGAACUCGUCUAUCCUGUCCGAUAUCCUACUCGGGCGAUGGAGGUUGUCGUUGAUAAUGUUUGGACGGGUGUUUCUGGAAGACGUCGGCGGAGAACCAGGCAGUGUCAUUUAUGAACUGAACGGAUUUCCAGUAAAAGAGGCUAAAUUCAGACGAUACAUGGAAAAGCUACGCAAUGCCCAACAGAAGGAUCUCACUUUAGCUAAGAUGGAACGAAACAGGGCAGCGCUGUUGACCCAGACUUUCAAGGAAUUAAACACACAAUACAACAAUCGACGGCUUCAAUCUCCAUUAGCCUUUAGUCGGGUGAAAGUAACAUUUAAAGAUGAGCCAGGAGAAGGUUCCGGCGUAGCUAGAAGUUUCUACACGGCUAUUGCCGAAGCUCUAUUGGCAAAUGAAAAGUUACCUAAUCUGGACGCUGCACAAACGGGUUCGGCUAAGUACACAUCAGUUCCUUUCAACAGUAUGCUGCAAAGACACCGUGGCUCAAGUGGCACUAGCGGUGGUAGCUCGUCUGUGCAAGUUGGAGGAAGCAGUGGUAGCUCAAGUCGGGACUCCAAUGCUCGUAGAGGAUUAUCCAGCAAACAACCGCUGUGGCGCCCAAAUCGCGAGUCUCGAAAAACACUCAAUUAUGACGCUAGACCAUUCCGACCGGCAAGCGAACAAGGACAAAGUGCAUCCGGAAGCGGUAACGUUGGUGGAAACAACAGUCCUCCAUAUUUGCAUCUAAAUGAUGGAUUACCAGUUCAUCAGCAACAACUCGGAGAACGUCUUUAUCCAAAGGUACAGGCACUUUAUCCAAACAAUGCUCCCAAAAUCACGGGAAUGUUGUUAGAUCUACCAGCGACACAAAUUUUGAUGCUGUUGGCUUCUGAAGAAAGUCUCAGACAAAAAGCAAAUGAGGCACUCGAAAUUAUUCUCAGCAGACAAAGGAUAGAAAUCGAUAGUCUAGUGGCGGCGGGUGUUUCCGGAUCUUCUUCGGCGGGAUCAUCCAACAAUGUGGCUGGCGAUCAACAGGUCGGUGGAGGAUCCGGCAUCUCGAAGAAAAGUGGUCCUGUUCUGAUUUUGGAAGAUUGCCAGCUAGAUGCACCAUUGUUUUAUUCGCCCGGAAAACGCGGAUUCUACAGUCCACGUCAGGGGUACCCUUCAAGCGAACGUCUAAACGCAUUUAGAAACGUUGGAAGAUUGAUUGGUUUAUGUCUGUUGCAAAACGAGUUGUUCCCGUUAUUCUUGCAGAGACAUGUGCUGAAGUACAUCUUGAGCCGACAGGUUCGAUUCCACGAUCUAGCCUUUUUCGAUCCCGUAGUAUACGACUCGCUACGACAGCUUGUAAAAGAUUCACAAACAAAAAGCGGAAUAACGAUUUUACAAAGCAUGGAACUGAAUUUUGUAAUUGAUUUGAUCCCAGAAGAAGGUUCCGGUACGGUGGAGCUAGUUUCUGGAGGUAGAGACAUUCAAGUGAAUGAAACGAAUGUUUUCGAUUAUGUGCGUAAAUAUGCCGAAUAUCGGAUGGUGAAAACUCAGGAAAAAGCAUUGGACGCAAUGCGCUCCGGAGUGUUUGACGUGCUGCCGGAUACGGCUCUCGAUCAGUUGACAGCAGAGGAUCUACGCUUGCUGUUGAAUGGUGUUGGCGAUAUUCAUGUGGGCACGCUUAUUUCAUACACUUCUUUUAACGAUGAAUCUAAUGAAAGCAGUGAUAAACUGUUGAAGUUCAAACGAUGGCUUUGGAGUGUGGUGGAAAAAAUGAGUAACCUAGAGCGGCAAGAUUUGGUUUACUUCUGGACCGGAUCACCAGCCUUGCCGGCAUCGGAAGAAGGUUUCCAACCUAUGCCAUCUGUAACGAUUCGUCCAGCAGAUGACGCCCAUCUUCCUACGGCAAACACUUGCAUCUCACGGCUGUACAUCCCAUUGUAUUCUAGCAAAGCUGUUCUUCGGCAUAAGCUUUUGCUGGCCAUUAAAACGAAAAACUUCGGAUUCGUUUAAAAGAGAAGAACGGCAUUCAUCCGAGAAUACGUCAAAACCAGACCAGUGAUUCAAUGCAAACAAAGUAAACACAAGAAGUAUGCACACAAUGGAUUCAAUUUUUUUUGAUGAAUAUUCAUUCCGCUCUUUGUGUAUGUAUAUAAUUAGUUUAUCAGAGUUUGGCAUUAAAAUCCUUCAUGAAUUUUAAAUGCAAUUGAUUCUAAAUUUUCGAAUAAAGUGUUUUCGAAUCUGGUGGCAGUACACGAACGACACACUUUCGAUAUUCGGCAGUAUGAUGAUGAAACGUUAAAAGCAAAAUAAGAAAUGAAAGAAUAAAUUUGUGUGAAAGAAGAAAGUACACAAGCAAAACAAAAAUCAGAUAUGCAGCGGUUCCCACGGUUUGCUCUUUCCAAUCGGACAAGAAACCAUUGGUUCUAGCGUUUGAAUGUGAUGAUAUCAUUUAUAUAUCCCAUAUAAAUGCAACUUUAAAUAAAUUUAUAUAUAUAUUUAUCAUAUACAAGGAUAAAGCGAUCGUAAUACUAGGAUAUAGAAAGCAAAGCAGUGGAAACAACUACAGAAACCGACGAUAAAAAAAAUUAACUACACGAAACAGUUAGAUAGCAUUAGAAGAGGUAAACAGUUCUAAAACUGAGGAGGGCGUGUCGAAAUUUUAUUCAUCCCAUAAUUACGUGGACCGAUUUUCUAAACUCAAAAGGGUAGUUCAAUCUUCAACGCAGCAUAAGAAUUGGAUUGAUUGGUCAUCGGUGGUUCAAAUCGAAUGCGUAAUGCAGACAACAACGGUCAUUAGGAUAAUUCAUUAAUAUUUUAGUUGCUGUGGAUUAGCACGAAUUUCGUUAUUAUUAUUUUUUUCUUCAAUCCGUUUUGUUGUACUGCUCUUGUUUCUAAUAAGUAAUUUAUGUUUCAAUUUUCAAAGUUUCCUCUUGUUUUGUUUUGAAUUAAAGUUAGCAUAAAUCAAAUUCUAUUGAGCUCAAUUUUAGUAUUUAAAACAAUUGAAAACAAACUACACACAAUCGAGCAGGAAACAUAUUUGUAUUAACGGUCCAUGAUAUUUGAACUAAUUCAGCCUUUACUAUAAAUAAUUCUAUAAAACGCGCUGGAGUAAACUGAACUAUUCAUUUGUAAUUUCAAGGAAAUAAAUUCUACUUACAUGUAAAAGUAAA
This is a messenger RNA of Uranotaenia lowii, 11205 nucleotides long. RefSeq names its product E3 ubiquitin-protein ligase hyd-like. The record is from RefSeq and is a predicted model, not a curated record. NCBI's taxonomy places the organism in Eukaryota, Metazoa, Arthropoda, Insecta, Diptera, Culicidae. Bases 443 to 10045 code for a protein of 3200 amino acids. Gene Ontology annotation, cellular component: nucleus. Gene Ontology annotation, molecular function: ubiquitin binding; RNA binding; ubiquitin-protein transferase activity. The transcript has 16 exons. Gene Ontology annotation, biological process: protein polyubiquitination; regulation of double-strand break repair; DNA damage response.